AUGGAAGGAUCAUCAUCAAGAGUGAGGAAAGGGGCAUGGAGUAGAUAUGAAGAUGAACUUCUGAAAGCUUGUGUGCAGAUUCAUGGAGAAGGAAACUGGCAUCUUGUUCCUGAAAGAGCAGGGUUGAAGAGAUGCAGGAAGAGUUGUAGACUGAGAUGGUUGAACUAUUUGAAACCGAACAUCAAACGAGGAAAUUUUAGUGAAGAUGAGGUUGAUUUGAUGAUCAGAUUGCAUAAGCUUCUGGGAAACAGCAUCUGGCAUGAAAAUGUAUGGUUGACUUCAAAUGUCUCAAUUCCAUGCAAUUCCAUCAGCUAG
Molecule: messenger RNA, 315 nt
Organism: Sphenostylis stenocarpa
Lineage: Eukaryota; Viridiplantae; Streptophyta; Magnoliopsida; Fabales; Fabaceae
Source: the annotation of a GenBank genome assembly